Molecule: messenger RNA, 5387 nt
Organism: Sus scrofa (pig)
Lineage: Eukaryota; Metazoa; Chordata; Mammalia; Artiodactyla; Suidae
Gene: SDAD1
Product: SDA1 domain containing 1
Biological process (GO): ribosomal large subunit export from nucleus; ribosomal large subunit biogenesis
Cellular component (GO): nucleolus
Source: RefSeq, a predicted model, not a curated record
AGCCAAGAUGGCGCCGCCUGCUGAGCUUCCCAUGUGCUGUUUCCGGUCAUACACGGAAGCGCGAUUCCUGGCGGUAGCUGAGGCGGUAGGCGGUUGCCAGCCGUGUGGGUUCUCUUAAAUUGCUCGCUGCGUAGCCAGUCAGCAGCGAACAUGUCUAGCAGAAACAAUAAUAAGCUGCCCAGCAACCUGCCGCAGUUACAGAAUCUUAUCAAGCGGGACCCGCCGGCCUACAUCGAGGAGUUUCUACAGCAGUAUAAUCACUACAAAUCCAAUGUGGAGAUUUUCAAAUUACAACCAAAUAAACCCAGCAAGGAACUGGCAGAGCUGGUGAUGUUUAUGGCACAGAUUGGUCACUGUUAUCCAGAACAUUUAAGUAACUUUCCUCAAGAACUGAAGGAUCUUCUCUCCUACAACCACACUGUCCUGGAUCCAGAUCUCCGAAUGACAUUUUGCAAAGCUUUGAUCUUGCUGAGGAAUAAGAAUCUCAUCAAUCCAUCAAGUUUGCUAGAACUCUUCUUUGAACUUCUACGUUGCCACGAUAAGCUCCUGCGCAAGACUUUGUAUACUCACAUUGUGACUGAUAUCAAAAAUAUAAAUGCAAAACACAAGAACAAUAAAGUGAAUAUAGUUUUACAGAAUUUCAUGUAUACCAUGUUAAGAGACAGCAAUGCAACUGCAGCCAAGAUAUCUUUAGAUGUGAUGAUUGAACUCUACAGAAGAAAUAUCUGGAAUGAUGCCAAAACUGUCAAUGUGAUCACAACAGCAUGUUUCUCUAAGGUCACCAAGAUAUUAGUUGCUGCUUUGACAUUCUUCCUUGGGAAAGACGAAGAGGAGAAACAGGGCAGUGACUCAGAAUCUGAGGAUGACACACCAACAGCAAGAGACCUGCUGGUGCAGUAUGCCACAGGGAAGAAAAGCUCCAAAAACAAGAAGAAGUUAGAAAAGGCUAUGAAAGUGCUCAAGAAACAAAAGAAGAAGAAAAAACCAGAAGUGUUCAACUUUUCAGCGAUUCAUUUGAUUCAUGAUCCCCAAGAUUUUGCAGAAAAGCUACUGAAGCAGCUAGAGAGUUCUAAGGAGAGGUUUGAGGUGAAGAUGAUGCUCAUGAACCUCAUCUCCAGAUUGGUGGGAAUUCACGAGCUUUUUCUCUUCAACUUCUAUCCCUUUGUGCAGAGAUUUCUGCAGCCCCACCAAAGAGAAGUAACAAAGAUCCUUCUGUUUGCUGCACAAGCAUCUCAUCACUUAGUACCUCCAGAGAUCAUCCAGUCUUUGCUCAUGACGGUGGCCAACAACUUUGUUACCGACAAGAACUCUGGGGAAGUCAUGACCGUAGGAAUCAAUGCUAUAAAAGAGAUAACAGCUCGAUGUCCUCUAGCUAUGACUGAAGAACUUCUCCAAGACCUGGCUCAGUAUAAAACACACAAAGAUAAGAAUGUGAUGAUGUCUGCUAGAACUUUGAUUCAGCUCUUCCGAACACUGAAUCCUCAGAUGUUGCAAAAGAAAUUCCGGGGUAAGCCUACAGAGGCGUCCUUAGAAGCAAGAGUGCAAGAAUAUGGAGAACUAGAUGCUAAAGAUUACAUUCCAGGAGCAGAAAUCCUGGAAGUUGAAAAAGAAGAAAAUGCUGAAGAGGAUGGAGACGGGUGGGAGAGUACCAGCCUCAGUGACGAAGCAGACUCCGAUGGUGAGUGGGUUGACGUGCACCAUUCUUCCGAUGAAGAGCAGAAAGAAAUUUCCGAGAAGCUGAACAGCAUGCCUUUGGAGGAGCGGAAAGCCAAAGCUGCAGCCGUCAGCACCAGCCGGGUCUUAAGUCAGGAAGACUUCCAGAAAAUCCGAAUGGCCCAAAUGAGGAAAGAACUCGACGCGGCCCCCGGGAAAGCCCAGAAGAGGAAGUACGUGGAAAUAGACAGUGAUGAGGAGCCCAGGGGUGAGUUACUUUCGCUUCGGGACAUUGAACGCCUUCAUAAAAAGCCAAAGUCUGACAAGGAGACAAGACUAGCAACUGCAAUGGCCGGAAAGACAGACCGGAAAGAAUUUGUGAGGAAGAAGACCAAGAUGAAUCCAUUUUCCAGUUCCACAAAUAAAGAGAAGAAAAAGCAGAAGAACUUUAUGAUGAUGCGGUAUAGUCAUAACGUCCGGUCCAAAAAUAAGCGUUCCUUCCGAGAAAAGCAGCUGGCACUACGAGAUGCACUUUUGAAAAAGAGAAAAAGAAUGAAGUAACUUCCAAGCAAGUUUUCCAUUCCAAGAAGAAUGCUAAACUUGUGUCAUGACUCUGAAAAUUAAUAAAUUAAGAAUGUUUGUUUACUGUAAAAAGUCUAGAAGCACCAUAUUGUGAAAACCACAGUAAACUUGGUAGCUUUUGGUGGUGGUAUUUUAGAGAUGGGUAGUGGUGAGAGUGUUUGAAAUGUUAACAGCAGCAGUGUUGUAAAAUCAUUUUCAUUUAGUGUUCAUGCGAUAUAUAUAUUGCACUAAAUGAAAAUGGUUAUAAAUAAAUACAUAUACAGUGUUCAUUAUAUAUAUACACAUAUAUAGAGAGUGCCUUUUAAUUGUCAUUGAAGAUAUAAAAAUAGAGGAGCCAUAAGUCCUCAGUCAAGGCAUUUACAGCCUGUUUUCGGGAUGGGGCGAGGGACAGGUGUGUAUAUGUGUGUUUACACUGCAGCAUACAUGGUUCUCUAGUAGAGAUAGGUCCAUGAAUCUGUGGGGUCACCAAGGCCUUAUGCACUAACUCUGCAGGGCAUGGGAGUUAUAUAUUCUCUUAAAACAGGACACUGUUACAAAAGUAAGAGGAUCUUACUUGUAAAUAGGCUUAUAUGAUGAAAACAGGUCCCUGCUGUACAGAUUUUGAGUAGACAGUUUAGCUUUUUUGGUCCAUUCAUCCAAAAGAUGUAAAUUUUUUUUAAGGCCAAGUACCAGCUUUUUGGUUAAGACCUUGCUUUUUUUCUUUGGUCUUUUUUUUUUUUUUUUUUUUUUUUUUAGGGCCACACCCAUGACAUGUGGAGAUUCCCAGGCUAGGGGUCGAAUUAGAGCUGUAGCUGCAAGCCUGUACCUCAGCCACAGAAACAAGGGAUCCAAGCUGCAUCUGUGACCUACAGCACAGCUCACGGCAAUGCCAGAUCCUUAACCCACUGAGUGAGGCCAGAGAGCGAACCCAAGUCCUCAUGGAUACUAGUCAGGUUCAUUGACCACCGAGCCACGACGGGAACUCCCAACUUUGCUUUUAAAUUGCUUUAAGUAUGUAAUUUUUUUUUUUUUUUUUUUUUUGCCAAGUACAGGCUUUUUGAUUAAGACCUUGCUUUUAAAUUGCCUUAAGUAAUCUUGGAAUGGCUUUAGUUCAUCAUUUGGGCUGCCCACUCUGCCAGAGAGGAAAAAGAGAUCAGAUUGGUGUCCUCAGCCUUCCUUCACCCUGUAAUAUUUUCAGCCCACUGUUUGCCCUGUCUCAGUAAAUGUUUUCUGGUGUUAAAUAGGUGCUCUGUGUGCUUGAGUGGGGUGUGUUGUAUCCCUUUCCUAGGCAUGCUUGAGUGGAUUCAGGGCCAUGAGAACCAUGGUCCGUCAGUUUGCAAGUUGUAUUUGGAAAUAAUUCGGUACCCUUUGUCCCUGAUUUCUUAGAUACUACUUGUUAGUUGGGAAAAAAUUGCUUCAAACUAGAGUCAAAGACAGUUUUCCGCUUACUCAGCAACUUCUAAAACCACUUUUCUUGUUCCUCUUCCAGCAUCUUCUGUUCACUCUCUGAGUUCAACUUCAGUUUUAUUUGAAUGAAACUUUGUACCUUUCUCUAAGAUGCCCCGUACCCCUGGGGAUUCGUUGUGAAGACCUUGAGGCUUAAUGAUUAAAUUGCACUGGCCUAGUGAGAGGAGCCCUCAGUCAACCCCCAGCAACGUCAGUGUUUCUCAGGAAGUGUCUGAUGCAAAUUUGAAUGUUUUAGAACUGAAACUGCUCCCUUUUCUUUUGCCUGUUUGAAUGAUGCAUCUCCAGAUGUGUCUAGCUCCAGGGAGAGGUGAAUAAAAUUCAGAAUGACCUAGCAGCUAGAGUCUACAGCUUUGCCGUGUGAACUGUGUUAGUGCCUGGAACUUCUGUCCUUCCCCUAAACUUGCCCAGCCCACUUAGUGCCCAGAGGCCAGAGUCCAUUCUGUGUUCUGAUGGUCGUUCUUCUAUUGCUCUUAACUGAGGUUUAUAUGGAAGCUAGGUUUCUGGCUUAAAAAGCUAUAGUCUUUUACUUCUUUCAUCCCAUAGUAUCAUCUUCCUAUCUGAUUCCUUUUUUUUAUGUUAUAAGCCCUCUUGAGAAUAUUUUGUUUAUUCUAAAUCUGGAGGUCAGAUCCUCGUAAUGUUGGAUGUUACCAGCAAAGGUAGAGUAACCUUCAGGUUGACUUUAACCUUGAAGAAGUCACUAGGGUGUGAGCUUCAGCUUUUUAAUCUCAGAUUUUUGUCAGCAUUGAGAAUGGUUCAUUUCAGGGAUGAACUUCACAUUAUCCAAGCUCAUAAUAUAUAUCAAGUAAUGCCUAAAUCUAGAAUGCUGAUGUAUAUUUCAUCUUAGCAAGUUCCACUAGACAUAGACAGUAAGCUCCACUAAAGGCAGAGUUUGUUCUGUGCUGCAUCUCCAGGGCUAGUUCAGUGCCCAGUACAUCGGUACUCAACAAAUAUUUGGAUACCUGCUAUAACCCCCAUCUGUCAGUCUUCUCUCUAUAAAGAACAUACCACCUACCUCCUUGAUUAUUUUGAGAAUUUUGAGAACUAAUGUUUAUAAGCACUUAGCGUGGUAUUUGCCAGAAAGUAAGCAUUCAGUAAAUUUCUUAUUAAAGAUUAGAUACCUGUUUUUAUUUUAUUUUUUGCUUAAUUUGCUUGAAACAACAAUUGCAGUUGCUACAAAUAUUUGUUUUAGCCCUUACCCAUUUAGGGGGAACUAGUUUGAAAUAUAAAGAUGUAUAUUGAAUGUUGGCUGUGUACAAAGCGCUCUGCUAGAAGCCAUGUUGGUUGCAAAUACAAUGUCCACGCGAUAGAGAAACGCCUAAUCCAGGAAAGGAAAUAGACUCACAAAAUGACUACACAAGGCACAGCACAGGGCUAGGGCCGUCCUGGGAAGGGACAGCUGAGCUGGCAGAAGGGUGAAAGGCCUGUUUGCCAACACCCGAAUACUUCUGAUGAACAAGGCAGCAGUAGCAGAGAAAUUCCUGAAUCACAAAAGAAAAGAGUUUGAAAGUUGCACUAGGAAUUCCUGUCGUGGCACAGUGGUUAACGAAUCUGAUUAGGAACCAUGAGGUUGCAGGUUUGAUCCCUGGCCUUGCUCAGUGGGUUAAGAAUCUGGCAUUGCCGUGAGCUGUGGUGUAGGCCAGCAGCUGUAGCUCGGAUUUGACUCCUAGCCUGGGAACCUCCAUAUGCUGCAAGUGUGGCCCUAAGAA